This is a messenger RNA of Penicillium atrosanguineum, 1269 nucleotides long. It is a transcript of the gene gprD, whose product is annotated as protein gprD. Gene Ontology annotation, molecular function: G protein-coupled receptor activity. Gene Ontology annotation, cellular component: plasma membrane. The record is from RefSeq and is a predicted model, not a curated record. Lineage: Eukaryota; Fungi; Ascomycota; Eurotiomycetes; Eurotiales; Aspergillaceae. Gene Ontology annotation, biological process: adenylate cyclase-activating G protein-coupled receptor signaling pathway. The transcript is spliced from 3 exons. The coding region runs from base 1 to 1269 and encodes 422 amino acids.
AUGCUAUCCAUAUUGCGUUCCCUAGCCUCCGGGGAUAGCGGUGGUGCUUUUGCACGUCGCUGGGAGUUUCGUGAUGAAGCUCCGCUCAAAGGUAGCGACCGUUCGCUCUUUAUUGCAAUGGGAUUUUUUGGCCUACUAUCCUUGGUCUCUACACUUUCGCUCUUGUCCUUCCUUACCUAUCGAUUCAUUUAUUGGCAACGCUACUACAAAAGCCCGCUUGGCAAGAACCAAUACGUUGUGCUCAUUUACCAACUUCUGCUCGUCGAUCUCCAACAGGCCAUUGCUUUCACGAUCAGUCUGUACUGGGUGUCUCGUGGCAGUGUUCAUUUCGGAGAACCUGCCUGCUAUCUACAAGGAUGGUGGAUUCAGACAGGUGACCCUGGCAGCGGUUUAUUUGUCCUGUCUAUCGCCUUCCACACAGUUGCCGUCGUACUGCGUGGCCGACAACUACCAUUCAACAUCUUCGUCUACUGUGUAAUCGCACUGUGGAUGUUCAUUCUUAUUCUGGGCUUCAUUCCAAUUGGCCUCUACGGCUCAAAGUCCUUUGUCAUCUCGGAAGCCAAUUGGUGUUGGUUGAGUCCCGACCACGAGAAUGAACGUCUCUGGGGACACUAUAUCUUCAUUUUCCUGGCUGAGUUUUUGAAUCUGAUCCUUUAUGGAUUGCUCUUCACAUUCCUUCGCCGCAAAAUGCGUCAAGCGAAGCAGUUGCGUCAAGGUCAGCAAGAGAGUCUCCGCCGGCUGAACCGAGUGGUUAUUUACAUGGUUAUCUAUCCGCUUGUGUACUUGGUCUUGUCACUGCCACUUGCGGCUGGCCGUAUGGCUACUGCUCGUGGUACUCCUCCGGGAAAGACUUACUUCGGUGUGGCUGGCUGCUUGAUGUCACUAUCAGGUUUCAUGGAUGUAGCGGUCUACACUCUUACUCGUCGCCAUUUGAUCAUCGAUACCGAGCAUUCUACGACGGACCGGAACUAUGAUGGAACAGAUUCUCAAUGGCAGACUCAGAUCACAACCACUGCCGGUACUCAUUCCAAGAAGGGAGGAUACGGCAAGGGAUCCCGAUUCGGCUCCAAAUGGCAUCGCAGCGCGCCCGCCACGGAUAAGGAGACUAGGAAUAGUCCCUUUGAAGGAUCAACGGAAGAGAUCGUUCCCAAAGAUGGCGUGGAAUUGUCCGAUUUCGGAGGUGUGUACCAAGAAACAACCAUCGAGAUCUCUCAUGAACCCGCCAUCUCGGCGGAGUCGGUGGACCAGAAUGCGCGUCACAUCGGCUAA